AGUAUGUGGGGAGAGAUAUGUCAGCUGUUCAGCACUGUGCUCCAUCACAGCAAGAAAAAACAACAGUGAGCAUAAUAUAUGCUCUCAACUUAAGAGACUGAGAUGAAGCAAACCGAUCUGGACUUACUUUUUGUUGGUUAAACGUCUGCAGUUCACCUCAAAGUGUUUAUGUCAGAUUCCUUUUUCUUGAAAGUAAAUAUUCACACAUCUUCUCAAAAGCUGGACACAUGGGGGAUAAUAAAUGUGGAGGGAUAGUUGCAGCUGCAGUAAACCGUCUGAAAGUGGUGAAGGGUUUGGAGGAUGUGGAGGUGUCAGAGUGUGAGAGCUGCUCCUUGGAGGUGACUCUUAACUUGGCCUACAUAGAGGGCAUUUGGACCAGAAAUGGGACAAAAGUAAAGUCAAAGCCGAGCUGUCGCAUCAGCACACAUGGGAAGAAACACUGCCUCAUCCUGAACCGGGUGGCUUUGGGAGAUGCUGGUUUAUACUGUUUCCAGGCUGGUGAGGUGCAGACUUCAGGAAGGCUGAAUGUCAGAGCUAGGGACAUAUACAUUGUGAAGGAGCUGGAGGAUGUGGACACGCUUGAACGUCGUCCUGUCAGCUUUUUAUGUGAAGUCAAUCAGGUGGAUGUGGAUGGUCGGUGGUAUCGCAAUGACUGCAGAAUCCGACCUGGGGACACCAUCAAGAUAAGACACCAGGGUAAAACGCACACCUUGCUCUUCAAGUCAGUCAGACCAGAACAUGCAGGGGGGAUCAGAUUCACUGCAGAGCGGGUCUCAUCUCAGGCCACUCUCACAGUAAAAGAGCUCCCAGUUCAAAUAGUUCGACCUCUAAGGGUCAAAAUCGCCAUGUAUCGCCACAGAGGUUUGCUGGAGUGCCAAGUGUCGAGGCCUAAUGCUCAGGUCAGAUGGUACAAGAGCAGUAAAGAGCUCCUGCACGGCGAGAAGUAUCAGCUAAUCAGCCAGGAUGUCUACAGGCAGCUGACCAUCGAAGAUGUUCGCUCCUCAGAUGAAGACACCUACACAUGUGAUGCAGGAGAUGAUAAAACAUCAUGUCAGCUUCUGGUGGAGGAGCAGGCCAUCAGCAUUGUGCAGGGGAUGAAGUCUCUGGAGGUAAUGGAGCCAAAUCCAGCAGUAUUUCAGGUGGAAACCAGCUUAAAGUCAGGGAGGCCCCCGAAGUGGACCUUGAAUGACGAGGUCCUGGAGCACUCUACAGGAGUGAACAUUGACAGGCAGGGGAAACUCCACACUCUGUGUUUCACAAGCACUGACAGCUCUAUGACAGGGCCUGUAGUCUUUGUGGCUGGGAAGAGCCGUUCCACCGCACAGCUCACUGUCAAGGAGCGACCUCUUGAAGUUGUUCACCACUUAGAUGAUGUGGAGGCAAAGGAGAGUAGCUCUGUGAGCCUGAGCUGUGAGUUUGCCCCAUCACCCCGGGUGGUGCGUUGGUUUAAAGGUCGCACCGCACUAAAGUUCUCAAACAAGUACAACAUGAAAAGAGAGGGCAAACGAGCAGAGCUGAUCAUUCAUGGCCUGACAGGGAUGGAUUCGGGACAGUACCGCUGCAUGGCUGGAGGUUCACAGAGCACUGCGCAGCUCAAAGUUGAAGUAAAAACACUGAAGCUGGUCAAACAUCUUGAUCCUAUUGAAAUUGAGGAGGAUGGCGCUGCCACUUUUUCAUGUGAGCUAAACUAUGUUGUUGCAAACGCAGAGUGGCUGCUGAACAACAUCCGCCUCAAUUCUAACGCCAUCAAUCGAAUCCAGCACAUGGGCACAAUGCACAGUCUCAGGAUGCAAAAGCUUAGACCACAGGAGAGCAGGGUCACAUUUAAAGCAGGUCUACUCACUGAGACAACUGUCUUAAAGGUCAAAGAGCGUCCAGCUGUGUUUCUCAGGUCUUUGGAGGAUGUUAUUGGAGAGGAGAAAGGGGAAGUUUGCCUGCAGUGUGAAAUCUCUAAAGAUUCAGUAACUCCUGUCUGGAAGAAGGAUGGGGCCGUCCUGUCACCUGAUGAAAAACAUGAGUUUGUGCAGUGCGGGAAGUGCAGAGCACUGAUCAUCCACACACUGAGCAAGGAAGAUGCUGGUCAAUACACCUGUGACCUGAGUACCAGUCAGUCCAAGGCUAAAGUAACAGUACAUGAUCUUAUUAUUAGCAUUGUCCAGCGGAUAAAGACAGUCUCUGUUCUGGAAGGUGAAAGCUGUGUUUUCGAGUGCCAUCUAUCUCAUGAUCUGGAUGAUGAACCACUUUGGACCAUCAAUGGUCAGAUGGUGGUUACAAACAGCCGCAUUCAGCUAGUAAACGACAAACGCAUCUAUAAGAUGACCAUUAGAGAUGUCCUCCUUUCUGACGCUGGUGACGUGGUUUUCACAAUUAAAGAUCUGAGUUGUAGGACCAUGUUGUUUGUAAAAGAGAAGUCUGUGCACAUCUUUAGGGACCUGUUAAAUGUGAAGGCCGUGCCUGGGGAGGAUGCUGAGCUGAGCUGCGAAAUCACCAAACCAGAUGUCACCAUUCGAUGGCUGAAGAAUGGACGUCCCAUCAGGCAGAGCCCUAAAUAUGAGAUGAGCAUAGAGAAGAACUUGGCCCGGCUGUUGAUCAAAAAUACCUCCAUCAGAGACUCUGGAGAAUACUGCUGUGAAGCUGACGGUGUUGCUUCCAGAGCCAAGGUGGAGAUCAGAGAACUUCAACACACAUUUGCAAGGGAGUUGAGGGACACUCGAGGAGAAGAAAAGGGUAAAGUGACACUGGAAUGUGAGACCAGGCGGCCAGCCAAGCGCGUGACAUGGCUGAAGGGCAUGUUGGAGCUCAGGUCUGGGAAGAAGUAUGUCAUGAAGCAGAAGGGAGUUGUUCUAACCCUAACCAUCAACUGUCUGGAGAAAACAGACGCGGAUAUUUACGUGUGUGACGUUGGUACCAUGCAAAGCCGGGCACAUCUGACUGUGCAGGAUCAGAAAGUGAUAAUCUUGGAUGAGCUCGAGGAUGUGGAGUGUCUUGAAGGUGACACAGUCACAUUCAGGUGUCGAAUUUGUCCCGAUGACUACUUGGGGGUCAAAUGGUACCUGGAUGAGACUCUGCUUUAUACUAACGAGCUUAAUGAGAUUCAGAUGGGAUCUGGGGGCUUCCAUACUCUCACAUUUAGACAGCUUGCUCGGAAAGACACUGGCACUAUUUCGUUCGUGGCAGGUGACAAAAGAUCUUAUGCUUCACUGCUAGUUAGAGAGAGGCGUCCUACUAUCAUCAAAGCACUGGAGGACUGUGAGGCUUUUGAAGGAGGUGGUUUAGUAUUGUCUUGUGUCACUUCCAAACCAUGCCACAUCUUGUGGUACAAAGAUGGCUGUCUGAUGUGGCACUCCUCCAGAUACUUAAUUACCCGUUCUGGCUGUGAAGCACGACUGACUAUUCGAGAGGUCAGCAACAGUGAUGCCGGAGAGUAUGAGUGCAGCGCUGGAUAUGUCACAACUACAGCUAUCGUCACCGUUAAAGCCAUCCCGGCAGAGUUCACCAAGCCUCUGAAUGCCAUGGAGGCCAAUGAGGGAGAGGAUGUUACGUUAACUUGUGAAUACUCCUUACCUGGAGUCCAAUUUCAAUGGAGGAAAGGUUUUGUGAAUAUCCGGCCUGGAGAUAAAUACGUCAUGAAACAGAGGAAAACCAUUCUUUCUUUGACCAUCAAAGCACUUCAGCCUGAGGACACAGGAGAGUACACAUGCCAGUGCAGAAAACACCAGACCACAGCCAGCCUUAUAGUAAACGCAAUUCCCAUUACCUUCAUUCAGCAACUUAAGAACCUGCAAGCAGAGGAGGGCAGUAGUGUGAUAUUGCGCUGUGAAGUUUCUAAACCUGGAAUAGCAGUGGAAUGGAGGAAGGAGCAGGAGCUGCUGACGAACGGCAUCAAGUUCCAGAUGAGGAAAAGGGAGACCACCUUUGAGCUUCUGAUAUGGAAACCUGUACCUGAGGACAGUGGGGUUUACAGCUGUGUGUGUGCUGAUCAGAUAACAUCUGCUACAGUCAAGAUUACCACCCUGCCGAUCACCUUUAAACAGAAGCUAAGGAACAUAUUGAUUGAGGAAGGAAACAAUGCUAUAUUUCGCUGCGAACUCUCCAAGCCUGGUCAAACUGUAGAGUGGAAGAAAAAUCAAGGUGGGGUCAUCAGGAAUGGAGAGAAGUAUCACGUGCGACAGAGAGACACACAUAUUGAACUCAGGAUCCUAGAUGUGACUCCUGAUGACAGCGAUAUCUACACUUGCAUCUGUGGAAACAUCGAGACAACAGCAACUCUGACUGUUAAUGCCAUUCCUAUAACGUUCAAGCAGAAGCUGAAGAACCAGCAGGUGGAAGAAGGACACAACAUCACACUGCAAUGUGAGAUUUCUAAAGCUGGUGUCCCAGUGGAGUGGUGGCUUGGAGGAGAGAAGCUCGAGAAUGGAGACAAGUACCAGAUAAAGCAGAGGGACUCCAGCCUGGAACUGACCAUCAGGGAUGCUGCGUUAGAGGACAGCGGCGUCUAUACAUGUGUGUGCAGGGAGCAGAAGACUAAAGCCACUGUGAAAGUUAUUGCAGUCCCUGCCACAUUUAAAUCGAGUUUGAAGAGCCAAGAAGUGGAAGAAGGGACUAGUGUGACUCUACACUGCGAGCUGUCAAAGAAAGGAGUCCCAAUUCAGUGGCAGAAGGAGGGUCAGGUUCUGUCUGAGGAGUUAAGCCGUGACAAAUACCAGAUAAAGGUUGAAGGAAAGAAAGCGCUGGUAACUAUUUUCAAUGUGCAACUGGAAGAUGCAGGGAAGUACAGCUGCAUUACUGGAGAUGAGAAAACCACCGCAGAAGUCAGAGUCAGACCGCUUCCUGUCACUUUCAAACGAGAACUUCAGAGCCUGACAGUCAAAGAAGGAGACUGUGGAGUUUUUUGCUGUGAGCUUUCCAAACCUGAUGCUCCUGUGGAGUGGAGGAAAGGUAGAGUCCUGUUAAAGCCUGGAGAGAGACAUGAAAUGAAACUGGAGGGCCGGCUGACUAAACUGAUCAUCAACAAGGUGGAGGAAAGUGAUGCUGGAAAAUACACCUGCAAGACUAAACACAGCCAAUCCACUGCAGAGCUCAGAGUCCGAGUGUAUUCUACAGCAUCACCUGAGCGCAGACGUCAAAGAGAUCUUCCUCCAAGUUUUAAACUACCGUUAGUGAACCAGGAGGUCACAGAGGGCAACGUUGUGUCUCUGCACUGUGAGCUCAAUAAGCCUGCUUCCUCUGUGGAGUGGAGGAAAGGAGGAGUGCUGCUCAAGAAUGGAGACAAGUAUCAGAUGAGGAAGAAAGACCUGCAGGUUGAAAUGAAGAUUACUGACCUCACUGUUGAGGACUCUGGAGAUUACACUUGUCUAUGUGGAGAGGAAAGGACGACAGCUCAGAUCACAGUGAACGAAAGGCCGAUAAAAUUCAUUCAAGAUCUGAGAAAUGUUCAAGUACAGGAGGGUAAUGGAGUGGCACUCUGUUGUGAGCUCUCCAAACCAGGAUACCCAGUCCAGUGGAAGAAGGAAGAUAUUGUUCUAACCAGCAGUGAGAAAUACCAGAUAAGGCAAAACGGCUCCAAAGUAGAACUUCUAAUCAGGAAAAGUCUCCCAGAGGACAGCGGCUCUUAUAGUUGCAUUUGUGAUGAUCUUAAAACUAUGGCCAAUGUUGCAAUUACCGCAAUUCCUGUGACUUUCAAGCAAAAACUAAAAAACCAAGAAGCAGUGGAGGAUGGCUGUUUAACAUUACGCUGUGAGCUCUCCAAACCUGGCCAAGCAGUAGAGUGGAGGAGAGAUGCACAGCUGCUGUUGGAUGGAGAGAAAUACCAGAUAAAGCAACAGGGCCGAUCGGCUGAGAUGCUGAUUAGAAAUGUAACCCUUGCAGAUGCAGGAGAAUACAGCUGUUCUGCUGGAAAUGCUGUGACUUCAGCUGACAUCAAAGUUAGAGCUCUUCCAGUAACAUUCAAGAAAGAAGUUCAGAGUUUGGAGGUAAAGGAAGGAGACAGUGCUACUUUCUGCUGUGAGCUCUCCAAGCCCGGAGCUCCUGUCGACUGGAGAAAAGGCAGAGUGAUCCUCAAGGCCGGUUAUAAAUAUGAGAUGAAACAAGAAGGAGGUCUCACCAAAUUAAUCAUCAAUAACAUUGAGGAGAGUGAUGCUGGGAAAUAUACCUGCAAAACAGAGGACAGCCAGUCCACUGCUGAGCUCACAGUCAAAGCUCCUCCUGUAACAUUCAAAACAAAGCUAAAGAACCAGCAGGCGGAGGAGGAAAACAGUGUGACGUUGAGCUGCGAGGUGUCAAAGCCCGGCCUUGCUGUAGAGUGGAUGAAAGGGAAAGAGCUGCUGAAGAGUGAUUUUAAAUACCAGAUUAAAAACCGUAACAUCAACAUGGAGCUCACCAUCAAAAAUGCACAGCUGGAGGACAGUGGACUUUACAGUUGUAUUUGUGGAGAUGUUAAGACCACCGCACAUGUCACAAUCACACCCAUUCCUCUCACUUUUAAAAUGGGCCUGAAGAACCAGGAGGCUCCAGAGGGAGGGAAUGUGUGUUUGCGCUGUGAGGUGUCCAGGGCCGGGGUGCCCGUGCAGUGGUGGAAAGGGGACGACCAGCUCUGCCAUGGAGGGAGGUUCCAGAUGGCACAGAGAGGGAAGGAAGCUGAGAUGACCAUCAGAAACAUACAACCAGAGGAUGUUGGAGAGUACAGCUGCGUCUUCGGGGGUCAGAAGACAACAGCUGAAGUCAACGUGAGAGCUGCAGCAUCUGUGUACUUUGAGAAGGAACUAGAGAGCCAAGUGGCAAUGGAGGGAAAAUCUGUUUUGAUGUCCUGUGAAGUUUCCAGCGCUAAUGUUCCAGUCACUUGGAGGAAAGACAGCGCUGUGGUUGAAGACGGAUUGCAUUAUAUACUAAAAAAGAAAGGUCCUUUGCACACUUUGGAAAUAAAGAAACUGGAACUGGCUGAUGCUGGAGAGUACUGCUGCAUCAGCAGAGGCAAGAAGACCACUGCAAAGCUGAUAGUGAGGGAGCGCAUCAGGAUUGUGAAAGGGCUGCAUGACUUAACAGUGACAGCUGGAGAGGACGCUGUGUUUGUGUGCGAGCUGAGCCAUGCAGAUGUGAGCGAGGGCACCUGGUGGCUUGGUUCGAGCCCUCUGCAGAAAAAUGAGAUGAACCAGAUGACCUGCCAUGGCCGCCAGCACCGUCUGGUCCUCACCAUGACCACUCCAGAGGAGACGGGUACGGUAGCAUUUGUGGUAGGGGAGGAGAGGACAUCUGCAAAACUGCUUGUUGUCCCCAAGCCAAAAGUUCUAUUUGAGGAGAAACCCAAAGACUCUGUGGUGAUGGAAGGAGAGACAGCUAUCCUUUCCUGUACCACAACUGACUGCAACACCUGGGUUACUUGGAAGCGCAGCCAUAUCCCACUACGAAGUGGUGAUAAAUAUGAGAUGCGUAAGGAGGGUAAAGUAAACCUGCUGCUGAUCCAUGAUGUUGAGCCCCAGGAUACUGGCUUAUACUCUUGUGAUACAGGCGACAUGCAGAGCCAUGCAAAACUAACUGUAACCGAACUUCCACCAUUCUUUCAAGAAGAGUUGCAAAGCAUAGAAGCGGAAGAAGGAGGCUCAGCCUUCCUGUACUGUGAGCUGUCUAAACUAGGAGUGCCGAUUCAGUGGAAAAAAGACGGGCUGCCAUUAAGAGCCAGCAGGAAGUAUGAGAUGAGGCAGGAUGGCUGCUUCGUCCAGCUGUACAUCAAGGAGCUCAAGCUUGAGGACAGUGGGAGCUACUCAUGUCAAGCAGCAAAAGCAGAAACAGUGGCAACAGUUUCAGUCAGAGAGACACCUCCAUUCUUCAAGAAAGUAUUAAAAAGGUUGGAGGCUGAGGAAGGAGGCGCAGCCUUACUGCAGUGUGAAUUAUCUAAGCAAGGAGUAUCUGUGCAGUGGAAGAAGAAUGGACUUCCCCUUAGAGAGAGUAGGAAGUACCAAAUGAAGGAAGAUGGCUGUCUGCUCCAGCUCCACAUCAAUGAGCUCAAACUUGAGGACAGCGGCAGCUACACGUGUCAGGCAGGAAGCACAGAGACAACUGCUAAUGUGACAGUCAAAGAACUCCCACCAUUCUUCAAGAAGGAUCUGCAGAACAUUAAGGCAGAAGAAGGCAGUACAGCCUCUCUGAUCUGUGAGGUUUCUAAACCUGGAGUGCUGGUUCAGUGGAAGAAGAACAAAAUACCUCUCAGAUCCAAUAAGAAGUAUGAGAUUAAGCAGCAGGACUGUGUACUACAGCUCAACAUCAAGGAUGUGCAACUGGAGGACAGCGGCUGCUACACUUGCCAAGUAGGAGGAACAGAGACAAGCGCCUGUGUCUCAGUAAAAGAGCUCCCCCCAUUCUUCAAGGACAUUUUGAAAAGUCUGACUAUUGAUGAGGGAGAUACAGCCUCCCUGUGCUGUGAGGUAUCCAAGCCAGGGUUACCAGUACAGUGGAAGAAGAACAGGCUGCCACUGGGAGCAAACAGGAAGUAUGAGAUGAAGCAAGAUGGCUGCUUCCUCUAUCUUUCCAUCAAAGAUGUCACACCUAAGGACAGUGGCAGCUACUCAUGUGAAGCUGGAGCUGCAGAAACAACUGCAACUGUGACAGUGAAAGAACUCCCUCUGAUUUUCAAAAGAGAGCUAGAACGUGUGGAGGCUGAGGAAGGUGGAUCAGUGUCUCUGUGCUGUGAAGUGUCCAAAGCUGGAGCGCUUGUGCAAUGGAAGAAAAACAAGAGGCCCCUUAGAGCCAGCAAGAAGUAUGAGAUGAAGCAGGAAGGCUGCCGCAUGGAACUUCAUAUUAAUGAUGUCCAACCUGAAGACAGUGGGAGCUACUCAUGUCACGCAGGACCUGCAGAAACCAAUGCAACAGUAUCUGUUAAAGAAUGUCCAGUUUUCUUCAUGAAACAAUUACAAAACAUGGAUGGAGAGGAAGGAGGCACCGUCUCUCUGUACUGUGAACUUUCCAAAUCUGGUAUUCCUGUGAUUUGGAAGAAAAACAAAUUACCAAUGAGAGCCAGCAAGAAAUAUGAAUUCAGACAAGAAGGCUCCGUUGUUCAGCUUCAUAUUAAAGAUCUGAAACCUGAGGACAGUGGCACCUACUCAUGUGCAGCAGGCAGCGUGGAGACGACUGGGGCCGUCUCUGUAAAAGAGACGCCUCCAUUUUUCAAGAAAGAAUUGAGAAGUUUGGAGGCUGAGGAAGGAGGGGCAGCCUUACUGCAGUGUGAAUUAUCUAAACCAGGAGUGUCUGUGCAGUGGAAGAAGAAUGGACUUCCUCUUAGAGAGAGCAGGAAGUACAAAAUAAAACAAGACGGCUGCCUGCUCCAGCUCCACAUCAAUGAUCUAAGACUGGAGGACAGCGGCAGCUACACAUGUCAGGCAGGAGAUAUACAGACAGUGGCUGACUUAAUAGUAAAAGAACUCCCACCUUUCUUCAAGAAGGAUCUGCAGAACAUCAAGGCAGAAGAAGGCAGUACAGCCUCUCUGAUCUGUGAGGUUUCUAAACCUGGAGUGUUGGUUCAGUGGAAGAAGAACAAAAUACCUCUCAGAUCCAAUAAGAAGUAUGAGAUUAAGCAGCAGGACUGUGUACUACAGCUCAACAUCAAGGAUGUGCAACUGGAGGACAGCGGCUGCUACACUUGCCAAGUAGGAGGAAAAGAGACAAGUGCCUGUGUCUCAGUAAAAGAGCUCCCCCCAUUCUUCAAGAACAUUUUGAAAAGUCUGACUAUUGAUGAGGGAGAUACAGCCUCCCUGUGCUGUGAGGUAUCCAAGCCAGGGUUACCAGUACAGUGGAAGAAGAACAGGCUGCCACUGGGAGCAAACAGGAAGUAUGAGAUGAAGCAAGAUGGCUGCUUCCUCUAUCUUUCCAUCAAAGAUGUCACACCUAAGGACAGUGGCAGCUACUCAUGUGAAGCUGGAGCUGCAGAAACAACUGCAACUGUGACAGUGAAAGAACUCCCUCUGAUUUUCAAAAGAGAGCUAGAAAGUGUGGAGGCUGAGGAAGGUGGAUCAGUGUCUCUGUGCUGUGAAGUGUCCAAAGCUGGAGCGCUUGUGCAAUGGAAGAAAAACAAGAGGCCACUAAGAGCCAGCAAGAAGUAUGAGAUGAAGCAGGAAGGCUGCCGCUUUGAACUUCAUAUUAAUGAUGUCCAACCUGAAGACAGUGGGAGCUACUCAUGUCACGCAGGACCUGCAGAAACCAAUGCAACAGUAUCUGUUAAAGAACUCCCUUUAUAUUUCAUAAAGGAGUUGCAAAAUAUGAAUGCUGUAGUGGGAGGGAUUAUCUCUUUGUGCUGUGAACUCUCCAGACCUGGGGUUUCAGUGGUUUGGAAGAAAAACAGGCUGCCCCUGAGAGCCAGCAGGAAGCAUGAGAUAAAACAAGAUGGUCGUCUCUAUCAGCUUAACAUCAAAGACCUCAAACCUGAGGACAGUGGCAGCUACACCUGCCAAGCAGGGAGUGCAGAAAGUAUUGCAAAUGUGGCGGUUCAAGAGUGCGCUAUAUUGUUCAUCAAAGAAUUACAAAGUUUGGAGGCUGAGUCUGGCAGUGCAGCCUCUUUGUCCUGUGAGUUAUCAAGACCUGCAGUGUCUGUGCAGUGGAAGAAGGAUGCUUUGUCUCUGAGACCCAGUGAGAAGUAUGAGAUGAAAAAGGAUGGAUGCUUUCUGCAGCUUAACAUCAACAGGCUUAAUUCAGAGGACAGGGGUAGAUACUCUUGUCAUGCCGGAGAUAUAGAAACCUCUGCAACAUUACAAAUAAAAGCACCACAACUUGAUGUACUUGAGGCUAAAUCUAUAACAGCACCAGAGCACGUGAGAGGCACCGUGUCUAAACCAGCACCUGCUUCAGAGAAUGAAAGGCCAAAUGUUACACAGAACAACCCAGUUCCCCCAGAGCCCAAAAAGAGAACUAAUAGGAAAUCAUCUAUUACUACUUUAGAAAAAGACAGAGAGGAAUCUUUUGGCCUAAAGGUGCCUGUGCAGAAUGUCAACAAUGAAGUCCAAAAGGAUAUCCAACAUGUGAGAGCUAUAGAAAAACACUUUGAUGUUGCCCAGGAUGGAACAAACAUGGAGAGGAAUGAAGAGAAAGCGAGGGAGGUUCACAAGCAAGAGAUUAAGCCGGUUCAACUACCAGGGAGGGAUUACAAGGUUGACAGGAGAGUUGAAGAAGCUUCACCUUUGGGUACAGAAAAAGAUCGAAUGGAAAAAAGCCAACUAGAAGAGAAUGUGGGAAAAGUUAUUCAAGUCGGUCCUCAAGUAGAUCAGUCAGAAAGGCUUGUGGACAAUAAAGCUGUUGAACUGAAAGAGACUGAAAAGGGAUGUGAAGUUAAAAAGGAGUUGAAACAAGUGAAAUCAUCAGAUGAAUCAAAUGAAGCCAAGCAUAAGAUAACACAGCAAGCAACAACGAUUUGGCGAAACAGUGAAGGUGAAAAACAUGUAGAAGAGAAGCUUAAAGGGAGCGAAACAACUAACAGCGAUGUUAGGCUAUCAGAUAACAAAGGUGUAAGAGAAGAGGAGCCUUCAAAGCCUCCAGUACGAUCUAAGCCAAAGGUAGCAACUGGAGAGCAACCAAUCAAGUCUAUUACCAAAAGAACAGAGGGCACAAUUCCUAAGCUAAGCAAGACUGCUUCAAAAGAUAUCGAAGACCAUAAAGAGAUGAGAGAAAAUGGACAAAAGUUUGCAGAGGAUGUAUUUACACAAGCACGCACAAUAAACCAGCUUGAGAAACACUCAGUAGAAGAACCAAAAAAGGUGGAUGCAGUAACCCCUCAGUAUACAGCUCCAAAACCCCCUGAGAGGAGAAAGAGCAAAGCAAAAAUAGAAAUGGAAAAACAAAUUUCAAGGGAUACAGAGACAGAUCAGGAUUAUACACAGCCUAAAAGUAUAGCAGGAAGGUCAACGCAAGAGCAGCCAAAAACUCAGCCAAAACCGCCGAUGGAAAAAGAUUUUAAAGAGACUUCAAGAUUGGACAGAAACAAGUCUGAUACGGCUGAUAGGCAAAUAGUUGAUAAAUUCAAGCAACCAAUAACCCAACCAGUAAAACCAAUCAAGAAAGAGCCUGAUUCAGUUAUAGAAAUGAAACAAGCUGUUGAGCCAAUGAGAAGAGAGGAGGAAACACAACCUGCAUUAACAGAAGCAGACAUUCCUCUGCUCUACAUUUCGGAGGAAGAAACAUUUUCAGAGGCCUUAAGUGAGCUUCCUCCUUCCCACCUCCGACCUGCUGUGCCUCAUACACAAACUGCUCAGCUUUCUAUUCAAGGCAUAGAGCCGCUAGAACCUUCUCUCAUGGAGCUGGACAUCAACAUGGGGGAUGAACCCCAGAUGCAAGAAGCUGCCGUUAAAAUUCAAGCAGUAUUCAAAGGCUACAAAGCUCGGAAAGAAAUGCGACCAGUCUUCAAGGAGGUGUUCAAGAACCAGAAGGCAGAUCUUCAUGGCACGCUCUCAUUAAAAUGUGUCAUUGAUGGAAAACCCAGUACUGUGCGCUGGCUGAAAAACGGCCAACAACUUAUAAAUGAUCCUCGAUGCCAGAUUAAAACUGCUGAAAAUGGAGAAUGCACUCUUGUGGUUAAAAACUUAAAUGACAGCGACAGUGGAGUUUAUACCUGUGAGGCGGUGAAUAAGUUUGGGACAACCUCCUAUAAUGGAAAUAUAACUAUAGUGAAGACUCUACAACCUGUUCCCACUGCCCAGAAGCCUAUACACGCACCACUUGCAGCCAUAUCUCCUUUGCAGCUUGCUCCACAAAGGCCUGAAGCCCAGGAUAUGACACAAAGACAAACACCAACAGCUGCACCUGCAGACACUGACAAUUAUGUAGAAAGUGUAAGUGUCUCUAUGUGGGAUGCCUACAUCCUGACAGAACAGGACAAUCAGAAACGCCUGCAGGAGAGAAGAAGAUCCUCACUCAUUGCAGUUAGCUCCUUGUCAAGUCCAUCAGAGUAUGACACUGCUCCAGAUGUAAUAGAACCUAUUGAGACUGCUCCAGUAACACAACGGGCAGUGAUAAAAGCAGCUGACACCAAACUGCCAACGGAUAACAAAGAAGAAACAGUUGCUCUGAAACUUCCUAAGAAAAUGUUGGUUGUUAAAGGUGCUCAUGAUAUUAAACUAAGAACACCAUCUCCAAAGCACCAUCGCUCCCACACACCUUUAACUAGUACAGGGUCCAGAUCUGAGUCAGACGGUGAAGAGUGCAGACAAGAGACUUUUGAAAUAUAUGUGGCUCGAGCCGACUGCAGUCCUAAUGCUGGAAGUAAGGACAGCUUUAUUCUGAAGGAGGGACAAUUUGUGGAGGUUCUAGACUCUGUUCAUCCUGACAGGUGGUUGGUGAAAACCAAACCAACCAAAACCAACCCUUCUCGCCAAGGAUGGCUCUGUCCUGCCUAUUUGGAAAAGAAGAGAAAAGAAAUUUUCCCACAAAGUAGAUUUGUUCAAGAGGGUCUUGAUGGAAUUGGGUCAACAGAAGAAGAGUACAGGAGAGCACUGAGUCAGCUGAUCCAAGGCUUGAUUGAUGGAGAAGAGGAGUUUGUAAAGGCAAUGAAGAUGUUCAUCUCUCACCAUCUUAAUCAGCUGGACAGCAGCCACAAUGUUCCCAUCAAUAUUCUCAACCAGAAAGAGAUCAUCUUCAGGAACAUCAAAGAUAUUGUUGGUUUACAUGAACGUUUGAUCCUCCCUGGUCUGAGAGAGUGUUUAACGGAUGAUGACGUUGCCAUGUACCUAAUCAAGCAUGCUGAGCAAUUUGAGAAGUAUCUUCACUACAUGGUGGGACAAGCACAAGCAGAGGCCUGCAUCAGCGACAAGGCUGUUCAGCAAUACUUUAAAGAGGUAACGGCACAUGAGAAGCCUUGUGACACCCCAGUCAUGGAUGUCCUCACUUUCCUGCAGCAACCAAUAGAAAGAAUUCAAACCUACCAGAGUUUACUGAAGGAGUUAAUCAAGAACAAGGCUAAGAGUGGUCAGAGCUGUUACCUGUUAGAAGAUGCCUUCUCUGUGGUGUCCUGCUUGCCCUGGAGGUCAGACAAUCUGCACCGGGUGUCCCUGAUUGAGAACUAUCCAGCUCCUCUUACAGCUCUGGGUGAGCCUGUGCGACAGGGAGUAUUAACAGUGUGGGAGGACUCUCCAGAAAUGAAAACAACUUCCAGAGGUCAUCAGAGACAAGUGUUUCUCUUUAAGGAGUGCAUAGUACUGUGUAAGGUGAAGAAAGAUGGCAGCAUGAAUCGUGACACAUACAGCUUUAAGAACAAAAUGAAGCUGAAUGAUGUGGAAAUAAAGGAAAGUGUUGGUGGAGAGGAAAAGUCAUGGAGCUUGUGGCAUGAACACAGAGGCUCUAUACGGCGUUACACUUUACAGAGCAACUCUGCACUGGUUAAAGUGUCCUGGCUGAAAGACCUGAAGGAGCUGCAGGAACGCUCCAGCCUCAGUAAUAACUGUCCUCCAGUGUUUGAAUCAAUGCUUUCUGACUGCUCAGCGCAAAUUGGACAGACAAUCAAACUGACUUGCAGAGUGUUUGGAUUUCCAAAACCCACAGUGAGCUGGAUCAAAGAUGGGCUUCCCUUAGAGGAUGACCCACGUCACAUCAUCGUGGCUGACCGCUCAGGAGCGUGCAGUCUCGUCCUGGACUGCCUCACAGCAGAGGACUCUGGUCAGUACAUGUGUCAUGCAACCAGCUCCAUGGGCAGUGCUGGCACUCUGGCAAAGGUGGUGGUGCACGCUCCACCCAGAUUUGUGACCCGACUAGAAAGCGCUUGUCUGAUUGAAGGAGAAGGGAUCCAGUUUGUAUGUUCCACUCUCACUACCCCUUUACCAAGAAUCAGGUGGUUGAAAAAUGGCAGGGAGCUGACUGACUGCAAUAAAUAUUCCAUUGUGAAUGAUGCCCGGAGUGGAAUCUUGUCUCUUACAGUUACAGGGGCAACAGAGGCAGAUAUUGGAGUGUAUGAAUGUGAGCUCUGGAAUGAACUUGGCUGCAUCAAGUGCAAAGCAGGUCUUUGUCCUGCCUUUGUGCCACCUGCUGACACAGAGAGUGACCAACAGCAGAGCCUACCUGCUAAAGAAGCUGAUUCAGAGGCAUGGUCAACUGCCUUUGUUAAAAAAUGGCUGCAGACUGAUUUCAGCCCAUCUUCUUUGGCCAAGAUACAAUGUCCUCCUUUAUCCUCUGUGCAAUGUAGUACAGUGAUGGAUGUUCAACAUUCUGCAUUGGAUGAAUCAGUGCAGCAGCCUUCAUGUUAUCUGGAAGAAGAAGAGGAGAUCUACAUUUCAGAGGCCCUGCAUGAAAUCACAGAUGCUCCGCCUUCCAUCCAGGUGCCUGCUGAGGAUCUUUGCGUAGAGCCAGGCCAACCAGCAACAUUCAUAGUCAUCAUCACAGGAAGGCCCACUCCAAAGAUACAGUGGUACAAGGAUAGGGAGCAGCUUGCAGCCAGUGAGAAUGUGAAGAUAGUCCAACAUGGUGCUCGCUGUUGCCUCACCAUUUUGUGCCCUGAAGGAGAGGACAGUGGCAUAUAUACCUGCUUUGCUCACAACGACUCAGGCCAAGCCUCCUGUGAAGCUCAGCUAACAGUCGAGGAAGGUCUACUUUAUUCCCAGGAAAAAGAGGUGGAGCUGGGGAAGAGAAGGAAGCUGUUCUCAGUAUAUGAUGUCCAUGAGGAAAUUGGAAGGGGGACAUUUGGGGUGGUGAAGCGGGUCAUCCACAGAAGAACAGGUGAAGUGUUUGCUGCCAAGUUUCUACCCUUGAGGAGCAGCUCUCGGACCAGGGCCUUCCAGGAGAGAGAUCUCCUUUCCCGUCUCGCUCAUCCCAGAGUGGCCUGCCUGCUGGAUUUCUUUUGCACCAGACGCACCCUGGUCUUAAUUACAGAAAUGUGCUGCUCUCAUGGGCUUCUCGACCAUUUGUUUAUGAGAGGAUCUAUCUCAGAAAGAGAGGUCCAGUCAUAUAUCCAGCAAAUUCUGGAAGGGGUCAGUCAUAUACACAGCAUGAACAUCAUGCAUCUGGAUCUCAAACCGGAAAAUAUUCUGAUGGUUUACCCUCCAAGAGAUGAGAUCAAGAUCUGUGAUUUUGGCUUCUGCCAGGAAAUAGACACUUCCCGACACCAGUACAGUAUGUUUGGCACUCCAGAGUUUGUUGCACCUGAAAUUGUGCAUCAAGAGCCCGUCACUAUGGCCACUGACAUCUGGGCUGUGGGUGUCAUAGCAUUUCUGUGUCUGGUUUGCCGGUGCCCUUUUGUGAGCGAGACCGACCGUGCAACAUUGCUGAGGGUGGAAGAGGCAACUAUAAACUGGGAUGCUCCAGAUGUCGUAUGCAGGAGCCCUGAAGCAAGGAAUUUUCUUCACAUGGUCCUACAGCCAGAUCCAGAGACUCGACCAUCUGCCUUUGAGUGCUUGAGUCAUGAUUGGCUUCAGGAUGGAAAUGCAGGGGAGGACACGGAUGAAAUCAACACAAAGAGUUUGAAAAUCUUCAUCUCUAAAAGGAAAUGGCAGCGUUCUUUGACAUCCAUCGGGUCGGUGCUCACACUGAGGCCCAUUCCGGAGCUGCUAGAUGCUCCUCUCAGAGAGACUUCAGUUGCAGUGCCACGAGAGCCCCAGGAGCACAGCAGUACCUCCCUGAGCAGCGGCUCCUCAUCAGAAUAUGAUGAGGCAGACUCCUGGGACUUUUUCCAGCCCUGCAGCCAGACUGAAGAUGAGGAGGAUGAGACAGAGGAAGAAUAUGAUCACUUAAUGGAGAGGACACAAAUCUCUGAGCGGAUUGCCAAAUGCCGCACAGGUUCAGAGGAGGAUGAGGAAGGGACUUUAGGGGAGGAUGAAGAGGGAGAGAUGGGAGAAAGGAGGAGUGUUAUAGAGCGCAACAUGAGCAGGGCAUCAACAGCAUCCUCAACAACAACAGACCAACAGACUCCUCACAGGGAACGACGUUUCAGCAAGGAUAGUAACCGAUCUUUGUAUCUCUCUGAUGGGGAAGAGGGUUCAGGGAGUGAUUGUGGGCGCAUUCCCAGAAGAAGUGUCAUCCGAAGCACUUUCUACAACACCUCUCAACAGCUUUCCCCUCUGUCUGCCAGACACAUGACUUUAAGGGACAGAUUCCAAGCGAGGAAACAGGAAAGGGGCCGUAAACCUCUUAGGAGAAGCUUCUCGGGACGUCUCAAUGAGCCUCUGAUUGAAUACGUAGAGGAUGAACCAGAGAGCACCCGUGGGCAGAGACAAGGACCCAUCCAGCCUACCAUUCAGAAAUCCUCUUCAUUUGACAAUGGAAUGGGCUUUGUCCACAGCAGUCUACCCCCACACAGACGGAGCAGGUCCCUGGAUGAGUAUUCCCGUCGAUCUCCCAGCUCAUCCAGCCUUGAAAGGGCACAUGAAGAAGAGGCCUUUCAGACUAAGAGGGAAGGAUUCACAGAUGAUGAAGCAACUUGUAGAAACUUGCAAAGUAUGCAGAAAGAUCAUCAAGUCUUAGGACGGAGAGGUUCAGUUGUUGUGAUGCAGAGACCAUUGAGUGGAGUGUCUGUUCCCUCAGAGUACCAUGCUGGAGGCAGAAAGAGUUCUAGACUGGGUCAGGACCAUACAGAGGGUGAUACUUUAACCAGCUCCCAAGGGUCUCUGGCUGAUUCUUUUAUUUUGGAGCAUGGUGGAUCUGAGACCUCAAGUAGAAUUGGCUCCUUUGAUGAAUUAAGUCAUGGUAGGGUGAGAAGAACAUACCAAUCAGGGGAGAGUGACGAACAAGAUGAACAGAGUGAGCCACUGAUAACACCAUCCCCUACCUUAUUUCAGGAAAUAAAACACAGAAGCUCCUUUCCUCAAGCACCACCACGUAAUCGUACCCGGUCCAAUCCCAACUUAUCCACAACCUUCAGAAGCCAGCCAGAGAAACCCUUAAUGCCAAGUCCGAGUCCAAGCCUCUGCUCUCUAGAGGCUCCGCAGAGGCCUCCCAGGGCCCGGGAUAAGAAAGAAGGCUCUGCACUUCAAAGACAUGCAUCUGCUCCAGCUCUGGAAGCACAACCACAAACUGGAAAGUCCCCAAAAUUGGGUCUUUUGAAUAUCUUCCGUAGGCAGUCCUGGACCGGCCACUCAUACACCCAAUUGGAGAAUACGGAGCUGGGACCGACACUGGGAGAGAUCAUGAAGCCCAAUACACCUACUAUGUCUCUGAGAAAAAAGAUGAGGGCUUCCGCCUCCAGUCUGACCAAGCUCUUUUCCAGGUCCUCUAGUAAGGAGGAUGUUAGUAAAGGAGGACCGAUUGUAAAAGGAUCUGCUGCCAUUCCUCAGAGUAGUGCUCUUGAAAGCCCCAAAAAGAGAAGCUCAAAGCUCUUGUCAUCUUUUAAAAUACCGCCGUUCAGAAAGACGAAAGUUUGUCCCAGCAAAGCCGAGGUGCUGCAGUUAGCCGGGGGUGGCGUACUACUGGUGUGGAAGCCUGUCCAGUCUGCUGACCCUGUCACUUACUGUGUGCAGUACUGUACAGCUGGUGGAGAGUGGAGAGUCCUGUCAGAUGAGGUUGCAGAGAGCUGCUAUGUGGUAAAGGACUUACCAAAAGGAGCAUCAUAUGUGUUCAGAGUGGGCUGUAUCACCAGAACAGGAGCAGGACCUUUCAGUGAAGCUUCAGCUCCCACCGUCAUACCCACUUAUCCUGAAGAUAUACGGAUUCCUCUCGUUCAGACUCAGUCACUUGGACUAAAGGCCGAUGGAUCACAACCUCAAAGUGUAAACAGGAAUUACAGCUUCCUCUCUGAGAUUAACAGGGGUCGUUUUAGUGUAGUAACUUUGUGCAGGGAUGUGGUGACAACUCAGGUGUUUGCUGCUAAGAUCACUCCAUACCGUGCCGAGCAGAGACAACUGGUGCUGCGGGAGUACCAGCUGCUAAGGAGGCUUCACCACCCUCACCUGGUUCAGCUGCAUGCUGCUUUCAUCACCCCAUGCUAUAUGUUGUUAGUGGAGGAGUUGUGCCCUGGCAAAGAGCUACUGUACAGUCUGGCUGCAAGAGACCUUUAUGCAGAGAACAACGUUGCAGAGCUUUUGCAUCAGGUUGUGAGCGCAGUGGACUACCUCCACAGUCGUCGAGUCAUCCACCUGGACCUAAAGUCUGACAACAUGCUGGUAGAUGAUGGCAACCACCUGAAGAUCAUUGACUUUGGCUCAGCCCAGUCCUUCAUACCUGGACAGCCUUUAAGCAUUGAGCACAUUCACGGCUUCGCUGAAAGCAAAGUCUAUAUUGUCCUUCCUAAAGCUCCAGAAAUCCUGGAGGGUCAGGGUGUGGGGCCAGAGACUGACAUCUGGGCUAUUGGAGUCCUGGCCUUUAUCAUGCUCAGCGCUGACAGUCCCUUCCAUGCCGAGCUCAGCUGGGAGCAAGACAAAAACAUAAAGAAAGGAAAGAUCCAGUUUGGCCGCUGCUACCCUGGUCUGUCAGAAGGAGCUUUAAACUUCAUGAAGAGCAGCCUCAAUAACAAAUCCUGGGGGAGACCCACAGCAGCCGAGUGUCUCCAGCACCCGUGGCUUCGUGCCCAUCGCACUCCACACAAAGUCCGCCCAUCCAAAGUGUGCUUCUCCACUGACAAGCUCAGAGCUUACCUCAAGCAGAAAGAGGAGAAACGAGACCAAGUGUGCACAAAGCAUCAGGGUCCGUUCUUCUAGUGUGGUUAGAAAAUCCACAAAACCCCGAUCAGUGUUUUGAACAAAAAUUAUGGCUAAAAGUUUUUCAAGUUUCCCUUUUUUCUGCUAAAUCAAGUCUAACUUAGCAUCAUAAAAUGAUAUACCCUGACUUUAAAUAUGUCUUAACGAGUCUGUUUGGAAAAAUCAAUUUUGAGGAAUAUUUAUCAGAGAUUAUUAUCGAUGCACGAGUUAUACGGUUUCGGUUUUGCUGUAAAGUGAUUCGCUGUGAUCCUCGUCUAAAGUGUCAAAUGGAUCCACAUGCUUGGUCUUACAUUUGAAACCUUUUUUGCAAUUUUUAGUGAACAGUAAUAUUUCAGAAGUAUGUUCCAAACUUCAUAACUCAAAGUUUGCAAUGAGGAAAUAGUUGAUAGUUAAACUAUGUUAUAUGGAUGACCUCCUAUUUUGAAGUGAAUGGAAAAAAAUAAAAAAAUAAAAAAUGACACCAAAAGAACUCUGUUGAUGUCAUCAACUUUCUCAUCUUUUUAUUUAUCUAUGUUUCUAUACAGACAUAUAAUAUUAAACAUAAUUGGGAAUCUACAAGAUACUUUGUUUAUUUGACAAAUAGUUUUAUUCUUCUAAUAUUUGUGCCAAAAUAAAAUGUGGGUGAAAUCUG
Cyprinodon tularosa is the source of this 20214-nucleotide messenger RNA. It is a transcript of the gene obscna, whose product is annotated as obscurin, cytoskeletal calmodulin and titin-interacting RhoGEF a. Gene Ontology annotation, biological process: protein phosphorylation. The record is from RefSeq and is a predicted model, not a curated record. Lineage: Eukaryota; Metazoa; Chordata; Actinopteri; Cyprinodontiformes; Cyprinodontidae. The transcript has 83 exons. Gene Ontology annotation, molecular function: ATP binding; guanyl-nucleotide exchange factor activity; protein binding. The coding region runs from base 228 to 19583 and encodes 6451 amino acids.